Mobula hypostoma (lesser devil ray) is the source of this 2470-nucleotide messenger RNA. It is a transcript of the gene dnai2b, whose product is annotated as dynein, axonemal, intermediate chain 2b. The transcript is spliced from 14 exons. Gene Ontology annotation, molecular function: dynein light chain binding; dynein heavy chain binding. Bases 133 to 1902 code for a protein of 589 amino acids. The record is from RefSeq and is a predicted model, not a curated record. Gene Ontology annotation, cellular component: outer dynein arm. Lineage: Eukaryota; Metazoa; Chordata; Chondrichthyes; Myliobatiformes; Myliobatidae. Gene Ontology annotation, biological process: outer dynein arm assembly; cilium movement.
GUGGAUUUGACCUAGAGAUGUUGAAUCCUCGGCAACUGUUGGAAUUGGAGCAACAAGUGGAGAGAAUUCUAUAUUGCCGCUGUUGAAAUAGUUUCGUGAAUUCGGGAGAAGAUAUCCGGUGCAACAGGCAUCAUGGAGAUUGUAUACGUUUAUACCAAAAUACGAAGUGAAUUUGGCCGACAGUGCAACUUUUCCGAUCGCCCUACAGAGCUACAGACUGAUAUUGUCCCAGAUCCAACGUUAGCAGAAAAUUUCAUUGAGAAAAAUCCAGUCGAUAUGUUUGUACAGGUUUCAGAAGACAUGUCGGAACAUGAGGUAAAUACAGAACAUAUUUCAACCGAGAUUCGAGGGAUUAACCACAUGGAGGGUGGUUGGCCUAAAGAUGUAAACCCAAAUGAUCUGGAGCAUACCAUGCGUUACCGAAAGAAAGUGGAAAAGGAUGAAAAUUAUGUCUACACACUCAUGCAGCUGAGUGGUUUAAUGGACCACUGCAUUAGACAGAAUAAUGCUAUCAAUAUUUAUGAGGAGUAUUUUGAAGAUAAAGAGGAGUCUGCGGGAUCAAUUGAUGAACCACCUUCUGCAAAAACCAUAAAUGUUUUCAGUGACCCUAAUGAAAUUAAACGGACAGUAUCUCAUCUCUCAUGGCAUCCAGAUCAAGGGAGGAAACUGGCAAUUUCCUACUGUUGUUUGGAGUUUCAAAAAGCUGGUGAUAAUAUGAAUCCUGACUCGUACAUCUGGGACUUGGAAAAUCCAAAUAAGUACGAGAUGGCAAUAAAACCAAUAUCUCCUCUUGUUUGUCUGGAAUAUAACCCUAAAGAUUCACACAUUCUGGCUGGAGGUUGUUACAGUGGACAGAUUGGGUACUGGGAUACACGAAAAGGAAGUCAGGCAGUCGAAAUGCCUGCAAUUGAGGUUGGACAUCGAGACCCAGUGUAUAAAAUUAUUUGGUUACAGUCUAAAACAGGAACGGAUUGUUUUUCUACUUCUACUGAUGGACAGGUACUGUGGUGGGAUAUCCGGAAAAUGAGUGAACCAGUGGAAAGACUCAUCCUGGAUGUAACAAAAAAAGAUAAUCCAGAUAUUGCAUAUGGAGGUGUUUCACUGGAGUUUGAAACCACAAUGCCAACCAAGUUUAUGGUAGGGACUGAACAAGGAGCCGUAAUAUUAGGGAAUCGAAAGGGAAAAUUGCCAGCUGAGAAGAUAGUUACCACCUUCGGUGGUCAUCAUGGCCCUGUCUAUGCCGUGCAGAGAAAUCCUUUUUACCCAAAGAACUUUCUGACGGUUGGGGACUGGACAGCCAGAAUUUGGUCCGAAGAGAUCAGGGAAUCAUCCAUCAUGUGGACAAAAUAUCAUCUGUCUAAUCUCACAGAUGGUUGUUGGAGUCCUGUAAGGCCAACUGUCUUCUUCACAAGCAAAAUGGAUGGUACGAUUGAUGCCUGGGAUUUGUCAUUUAAACACAGUGAAGCAACACUUAGCGUUAAGGUGUGUGAUGAUCCUCUAUACAGUUUGCGUAUCCAAGACAAUGGACAAUUCCUUGCCUGUGGUUCUCACCAGGGUGCAACAACCUUGCUUGAGUUUUCAUCCAGUUUCUAUGCUUAUAUGAAACAGGAAAAAGCAAUUGCAAGUACAAUGUUUGAGAGGGAGACAAAGCGGGAGAAGAUUCUAGAAUCACGCCAGCGUGAGAUGCGGGCAAAAGAACGUGCUAAAUCAGAGCAAGAAAAGGUAGGGGAACAGCAAGCUGACGAUGAGGAGGAUACAAUUGAAUUCAAAAUUGCAAAAGCUGAGAGAACGUUCUUUGAAACUAUUGCCCAAGAAAAAGGCAGAUUUGAAAUGGAGAAAGUCGAUGACACCAAGGAAUCAAUGUCAGAAGAGGAGGAUGAAGAUGAGCUGGACGACUUUUGAUCUGAAAGUGCAACCAGCCUGCGGUACCGGCUAUAUCAUCUAGAUCUUUUUUGUAUUUAACAGAGUAAACAGCAUUUAGAGUUAAAAUAAAUUGAAAGUAAAUUUUGCUACCUAGGCCUUAAAUAUAUCUAUUUUCAUAUUACAUUGAUUGUAUUCAUAUUAUUGAUUCUGCAGAAAUUUUGAAAAUAAAAGAUCUAAUCUGUAGUUAAUUGCCUCUUUCUCAAUAUUAUUGUGAAAUAUUUGUAGAAAAGCAGCAUUGUCAACUUUGUUACCAAACAAAUUUCAUAACAUUCUUGACUAAUAUUUGUAUGUGUUUGCUUGAGCUCUUGCCUAAGACAGGGGAAUCUACUAUUUAUCUUUUUCUCCUUCAAGUUUUCAUUGCUUUUUUGUAAUUUUUUUUAUUGAGUUUCAUCAUCAAACAAACAUUUCCAUAAGAUGUAUUUCAGAUACUGUACAUAUAUAUCAUAUAGUCAUAUUGUCACAAAUCUCCAUGUAAUAUUUAUCUGAAGUAUACUCUUAUAGAAAGAAGAGGAAAGAAAGAUCAAAAGAAGAAAACUAUGUACAGAGU